Messenger RNA from Sodiomyces alkalinus F11, 1824 nucleotides. RefSeq lists its product as hypothetical. Lineage: Eukaryota; Fungi; Ascomycota; Sordariomycetes; Glomerellales; Plectosphaerellaceae. Gene Ontology annotation, biological process: inner mitochondrial membrane organization. The coding region runs from base 177 to 1574 and encodes 465 amino acids. The transcript has a single exon. Gene Ontology annotation, cellular component: mitochondrial inner membrane. The record is from RefSeq and is a predicted model, not a curated record.
CAACGGCCUCGUACCGAGGACCAUCCUCCAGUCCUUUCCGACUCCUCGGUCCUCCACUCAUCCCACCGUUGUCUGUCGAUUCGUUUUCAACCACUCCCUUCUCGGCACAGACCCGAGCUCGAAUUGGCUUGAGGACAAUCUGGACUCGAGGGGUCGUGGAUAGAGAUAGAGUAGACAUGCAACCAUUGACGCUGAUGCGGCCGGCGUCAUGGCGCCUCGUCUCCCGCCAAUUGCUCUAUCCGCUUUCUGAUCCUCCAAUACGGACGUUGAGCACCACAUCACUUGCUCCGUCACACUCUCAGCUCUUUGCAGAUCUUCGGUCGAACUCCCGGCGGCUAUACUCUUCCUUCCAACCGCCCCGAGCGCCAGACUCCGAGUCGAAACCCCAAUCGCCUUCUCCUUCUCCCGAUCCCACUCCAUCGUCCACGAACGACAGCUCCUCUCCAGUCUCGUCUGCCGAAUCAAAUCAAUCAAAAUCAGGAGCUUCGUCCUCUCAGUCCUCCGAGAACCAUGCCGACUACCGUUCUUCUUCCGACAGCUCACACCCGUCCUCGUCCUCGUCGUCCACAUUCUCGAAAUCCUUCUCCUCGGCAUCGAACCUGUUCACAAACUCCAUCCCCCGCGUCAUCGACAACCUCCAAGCCCGCCUCCUCACCGCCUCCCAAACUCUCAACGACCUAACGGGCUACACCGCCAUCGAGUCGAUCAAAUCCCAAAACACCGCCCUCGAGGCCUCCCUGUCCGAGGCCCACGCGCGCCUCCGCGCCGCCCGCAACGCCUUCAAGUCCGCCACCUCCACCCGCGCCGCCACCCAGCGCGAGACCACCACCCUCCUCGCCCGCAAGGAGUCCUGGGCCCCGCAGGACCUCGAGCGCUUCACCGACCUCUACCGCCGCGACCACGAGCUCGAGCGCGAGGUCGCCCGCGCCAGCGAGACCCUCAGCGACGCCGAGGCCGACGAGCAGCGCCUCAGCCAGGCCCUCGUCUCCGGCAUGCUCCGCCGCUACCACGAGGAGCAGAUCUGGAGCGACCGCAUCCGCCGCGCCAGCACCUGGGGCACCUGGGGCCUCAUGGGCCUCAACGUCGUCAUGUUCGUCCUGCUGCAGUUCGUCGCCGAGCCCUGGCGCCGGGAGAGGCUCGUCCGCGCCGUCGUCGAGGAGGAGAAGGACGUCCUCACGAGCGUGAGGGAGGAGCUGGAGGCUGUUAGGAGCGCCCUGGCCGCGAGGGGCGGCGCCGGAGAGGGCGAGACUGCUGCUGCAGUCGCCGUUUCUUCGGAAGAUGCCACUGCGUCUGUUGAUGAUGGUGUGGAGGUCGCCAUGGCCGCCUCGGAGCCACCGGCAGUGUCCCCCGCGGUGGCAGCAACGGAGGCGACCCCUCCUCCGUCACCAGCAGCCAUAACCUGGGAAGAACUGCUCUCGGAUCCGACCUUGUUGAAGGUCAGGAUCGCCGACUUGUACAGUGACCGCAGGAUUGACCUCCGCAUGAGGGAUGCGUCUCUACUGGCUCUCCAGGGCGCCGUAGCGGGCGCUACCAUCGUCGGAGGGGCCGCUUUUUUGCUUCUGAGAUCAGCGUAGAACUUCUCUCUCCCUGCACAUACCUACAUCCGGCCUCUCCCGCCUUGGAAUACCGUAAUGAUCCACAGUCCAUCUUCACUGUACAAUAAUGCUACCACCUGGAAGACAAUAGACACAAACGUUAUGGUUUCGUCCCGUGUCACCAUAGCCGCCAUGGAAAAGAAAUGACAACUCAUCUAUGUGUGUUCUUUUGCUCGCUAUGGAAGGAAUUUUUUGUAUCCGGUAUCAUAGCAUACGUUUUCGCCCAAAC